Messenger RNA from Diaporthe amygdali, 504 nucleotides. RefSeq lists its product as uncharacterized. The transcript has 2 exons. Bases 1 to 504 code for a protein of 167 amino acids. The record is from RefSeq and is a predicted model, not a curated record. NCBI's taxonomy places the organism in Eukaryota, Fungi, Ascomycota, Sordariomycetes, Diaporthales, Diaporthaceae.
AUGUGCCCAUGUGCCGUGCGCAAUGGAGUCAGAAGGGUGAGCAGCGCCCUGGAGGGCCUGGAAGAGCAAAUCGGAUGCGCUACAGGCGCCACUACAACCAAGCUGGACCCUAGGCGAAACAAGCUUUCGGAGACAUCCCAGCCCAGCCGCGUCCUCCUCCAGCCCGGCUGCCAGAGCACCGAUGUCCAGGACUGGGCACUCGGCGAAAGGCCGUGGGUGUCGAGACGUAAUUGUCUCUGCUAUUCGCCCGCCGAGCCCAACAGCUUCCCGGACAGGCAGCGAGACCCAGAUAAGCCCACGGAGGCGAGACGUCAGAAUUCACAAGCCUCCAGCGAGUCCUUCCAGGCCCAGACUCGAGCAUCCAGAAAUCCCAUAUAUCCAUUCGACAAGACGGGGAGGAGCCCAUUCCUCGACUGGUGCGCUUGGGGCAUCAUGAUGAAGCCCUCAGACCCUCAGGGACAUAUGGGCCUGUCAUCAUGCUCUUCAGCCGCCAUUGUCUCCUGA